Messenger RNA from Laccaria bicolor S238N-H82, 702 nucleotides. RefSeq lists its product as uncharacterized. The coding region runs from base 1 to 702 and encodes 233 amino acids. The transcript is spliced from 5 exons. The record is from RefSeq and is a predicted model, not a curated record. NCBI's taxonomy places the organism in Eukaryota, Fungi, Basidiomycota, Agaricomycetes, Agaricales, Hydnangiaceae.
AUGUCUGACAUCCCCCUGCAGCAAGCAGCCCAGAACGAGCCUUGCCACUCCUGCUUGACUGCUUUAGAAGCUGCAGCGUCAAUGGCUAGACUGGUUCUACAAGGCGUAUGGCACAUUUUCUGUUUCAUUGUGGACAUUCAGAUGCUCAUUGAAGCUAGAUAUGAUACCCGACCCCCUUACUCAAGAAGGACUCAACGCAAUCGCAGAGGUCACACAGGGUCAUUGGAGCUAAUGGUACGGUUGCUGCCUGGAAUGCUCUCAUUUUAUUUUAACACUUCACUUUCAGAAUCCGUUGAGAACGCAGCUGGUGGCACUUCCACAGCAGGAGAAAGUGCAAUCCCUUUGGUUGCCGAUCCUGCCACUGAGGACCACCGCUGGUAUGCGGUUACUGUGGGCCGGGCACCAGGUGUCUAUCGCGGCGCGUACCACCUUAGUGGAAACUCUACUGGCACCCCAGGCGGAACAGUGCAACGAUUUUCAGAUAUGCAUUGUGCCCUAGCAGCAUACCAGGCUGCCGUCCUAGCCGGAAGUGUUGUUGAAGUCACAGUAGCUACCACUCAUCAUGUUGUGUAUAAUGAUCUAUCUACUCUCAUUCCUGUCCUCAAAGCCCUCACCUUCACCCUCAUCUUGGUUGUCCUCCCCCUUCUCCCCCUCAUCCUGGCUGUCCUCUCCCUGGCCAUCAUCUUCCUCCUUUCUGCGUAA